Molecule: messenger RNA, 1560 nt
Organism: Pyrus x bretschneideri (Chinese white pear)
Lineage: Eukaryota; Viridiplantae; Streptophyta; Magnoliopsida; Rosales; Rosaceae
Exons: 8
Coding region: 106-1239 (377 amino acids)
Source: RefSeq, a predicted model, not a curated record
AGUCAAUCAUCUAUGUCCGCCAUGUGAGCUUCAUAUCUCAGACUCUCAGUUGACACUUCAUCACUCUCUCUCUCUCUCUCUCUCUCUCUCUCUCUCAUCAAAGCCAUGGCAAGCACCAGCUCUCCCGCUCUAUCUUUGUCAAAACUGGAUUUUCCACCAGUUUCCUCUCAGAGAAACAUGCAAAAUCUCCAUCAAGUUAAGAUUCCUCGUAGGCUGUCGAAGUUUUCUGGAAUUAAAUCAAACGGGUUUGUCCUGUUUUCUUCUCUGAAUGGUCAAACUGGUGAGACCAGCCCUCCAAGUGCUGAAGCAACCACUUCAGUAAACAAUGUGUCUGACGUCCAAGUUCAAAGCAGUAUAUGGAACUGGAGGGGUUAUUCUAUCCGAUAUCAGCAUGCUGGCAACAGUGGCCCAGCAUUAGUUUUGAUUCAUGGUUUUGGAGCAAACAGUGAUCACUGGAGGAAAAAUCUUCCAGUUCUUUCAAAAUCACACAGGGUAUACUCUAUUGAUCUUAUUGGUUAUGGGUACUCAGACAAACCAAAUCCUCGUCAAUUUGGGGAAACUUUGUUUUAUACAUUUGAGACAUGGGCCACCCAGCUAAAUGAUUUUUGUACUGAUGUUGUCAAGGGUGAAGCAUUCUUUAUAUGCAACUCUAUCGGAGGACUUGUCGGUCUUCAGGCAGCAGUUAUGGAGCCACAGUUAUGCAAGGGCAUAAUGCUUUUGAAUAUUUCUCUUCGUAUGCUGCAUAUUACAAAGCAGCCUUGGUACGGGAGACCAUUGAUCAAAUCCUUUCAGAACUUGCUGAGAAAUACUGCUGUGGGCAAAUACUUCUUCAAAACUGUUGCCACACCACAAUCUGUCAGGAAUAUCCUUAGCCAGUGCUACCACGACACCUCCAAAGUGACAGAGGAACUAGUUCAAAAAAUCCUUCUUCCAGGACUUGAGCCUGGUGCUGUAGAUGUGUUUCUGGAGUUCAUUUGUUAUUCGGGCGGCCCCCUUCCUGAGGAACUAUUGCCUCAAUUGAAGUGCCCUGUUUUGAUUGGCUGGGGUGACAAGGAUCCGUGGGAGCCCAUUGAACUCGGACGUGAAUAUGGAAAAUUUGAUUCUGUAGAAGACUUCGUUGUUCUUCCUAAUGUUGGCCACUGCCCUCAGGAUGAAGCACCUGACCUUGUAAAUCCGCUGAUCGAAUCAUUUGUGGCACGCCACGCCGCGCUCCCUGCCAGCAUUUCCACGACUACCUGAUGCAUAGCAUGUCACCUCGUUGCAGUUUCUUUGUGUAUCAAAGAUGCUGAUUUUUUGGAGGCCAUUACUCCCCAGAAGCAAUAGCUGACGACGUUGAUUGCAAUUGAUUUUGACGUUUUAUUAACGGGGUCAUGGCAUGGCAUUCUAAUAGAGUGUUGCUGGAACUCGGCAUGCCACCAUUAGUGUUUACACUUACAAGUUGUACAGUACUCUUUACCAAAAACACGAAGUUUUCAUUAGCUUUCACUCUUUGUAAUAACAUUUGUAAAAUGGCUGUUUAUAGCUCUUCAGUGAAUGAUAUAAUAUCAAGAUUCACAUUAA